UCCAUCGGCUCGCGCCCCGCCCCCGUCCCUGCUGACCCCUCCCCUGUCGCGCGCGGGGGUGUUUCUCGCUCCUUCCGAGUUGCGGCCGCCGUGGCCGCUACUCCUCCUCUCCCGAGCUUGGGUUUCCCUGGCGCCGCGGCCGCCGCUGCCUCUGCGGACUGUAUGAGGAGGAGGAGGAGGAGGAUGUGAAGAUGGCGGAGCUGCAGAUGCUGCUCGAGGAGGAAAUCCCGGGGGGGCGCCGGGCUCUCUUCGACAGCUACACGAAUCUGGAACGGGUGGCCGAUUACUGCGAGAACAACUACAUCCAGUCAGCAGAUAAGCAGCGAGCCCUAGAAGAAACCAAAGCCUAUACCACCCAGUCCUUAGCAAGUGUUGCCUAUCUGAUAAACACCUUGGCCAACAAUGUACUGCAGAUGCUGGAUAUCCAGGCAUCCCAGCUACGAAGGAUGGAAUCAUCAAUCAAUCAUAUUUCACAAACUGUUGAUAUUCAUAAAGAGAAAGUUGCACGAAGAGAAAUUGGUAUUUUGACUACCAAUAAAAACACUUCAAGGACACAUAAGAUUAUUGCUCCAGCCAACCUUGAACGACCAGUUCGUUAUAUUAGAAAACCUAUUGACUAUACAAUUCUAGAUGAUAUUGGACAUGGAGUAAAGUGGUUGCUUAGAUUUAAGGUGAGUACCCAGAAUAUGAAGAUGGGUGGGCUGCCGCGUACAACUCCUCCAACUCAGAAACCCCCCAGCCCCCCUAUGUCAGGGAAAGGGACCCUUGGGCGGCACUCCCCCUAUCGCACACUGGAGCCAGUGCGUCCUCCAGUGGUACCAAAUGAUUACGUACCUAGCCCAACCCGUAAUAUGGCUCCCUCGCAGCAGAGCCCUGUGAGGACAGCUUCUGUGAAUCAAAGAAAUCGAACUUACAGCAGCAGUGGGAGUAGUGGAGGAAGCCACCCAAGUAGUCGGAGCAGCAGUCGUGAGAACAGUGGAAGUGGGAGUGUGGGAGUUCCCAUUGCUGUUCCUACUCCCUCUCCUCCCAGUGUCUUCCCAGCCCCUGCUGGCUCUGCUGGUACUCCUCCCCUUCCUGCUACUUCUGCAUCUGCCCCUGCCCCUCUAGUUCCUGCUACUGUCCCUUCUUCCACUGCCCCUGAAGCAGCUGCUGGGGGCGCCCAGACCCUUGCUGAUGGCUUCACUUCUCCAACUCCCCCUGUUGUUUCUUCUACUCCCCCUACAGGUCAUCCUGUUCAGUUCUACAGCAUGAAUAGACCUGCCUCUCGCCACACUCCCCCAACAGUAGGGGGCUCAUUGCCCUAUAGACGCCCUCCUUCUAUAACUUCACAAACAAGCCUUCAGAAUCAGAUGAAUGGAGGACCUUUUUAUAGCCAGAAUCCAGUAUCUCUUGCUCCUCCUCCUCCCUCCAUCCUACAGGUAACUCCUCAGUUACCUUUAAUGGGAUUUGUGGCCAGAGUCCAAGAAAAUAUUUCAGAUACGCCACCACCACCGCCACCUGUGGAAGAACCAGUCUUCGAUGAAUCCCCCCCUCCACCUCCUCCCCCAGAAGAUUAUGAAGAGGAGGAGGCCGCCGUGGUUGAGUAUAGUGAUCCUUAUGCUGAAGAGGACCCGCCGUGGGCCCCAAGGUCAUAUUUGGAGAAGGUUGUGGCAAUUUAUGAUUAUACAAAAGACAAGGAAGAUGAGCUGUCUUUUCAGGAAGGAGCCAUUAUUUAUGUCAUCAAGAAGAACGACGAUGGUUGGUAUGAGGGAGUUAUGAAUGGAGUGACUGGGCUCUUCCCUGGGAACUAUGUUGAGUCUAUCAUGCAUUACUCCGAGUAAAGCUCAGCAGGGCUGUUUCCCUCACAGAAAUAGUCGGGACUUCCCAGGUCACCCCAAGGCCCUGGGAUUCCCUCCAGUGAAGUGAAUGAAGGAUACGAAUGAUAAAAACUACUUACGUGUUUUUUACUCCAUUUAUCCCCCAGUAUUAAAACAACAAAGCAAGCUGAGUGUGAACAAAUUAAUUUUUCUGACAUCAUUUGUACUAUGCUAAGCUGUCUGGAUUGAAAUAAAGUGACGAUUUCUGAAUAUGUGGGAGGUAUAACAGCAAAACUAUGUAAAACAAAUCAGGUUAAGACUGAUUCAGAACAAAAAUCUGGGAUCUUUCUCAGGAAUACUGUACACCUGUGGGAUUUCUCCUCCUGCAGAACCCAGCAUUGCAUUGGAUGUUCUUCAGUGCCUGUGCUAAAGGGUUAGCCAGCCCUGUGGCUACUGCGUCCCCUGCACUCUCUUCCACUUCUGUGAGGAGGGAACCGAUAUUUGAAUACCGUACUUAACCAUUUGUAGUUGUUUCAGGUGGCUCAUUUUAACACUGUAAAUUCUGCAUUCUCUCAGCACUUGGGUGCAUCAGGGUUAAUGCUGAACUGAUUUGCAUCCCUUCAUGUUUCUCAGUUUGUGGAUUUUGAUGAAAUGAGUCUCCAAACAUUCUGAGGGUGGUUGAAUUGCCAGUUUCAGUUUAAUGUGCUGCUGUUGCAUGAGACUGCAUUGCCACUAAUGGCCAGUGCACCCAGAUGAGUGAAGCUUGGGAGCCUGGUUCAUGUGCUGAAGUAGGCCUUCGAAGCUAGACAGGAAGGUUCUUAACGUUCCAGAAGAGGUUGAACUGUACAAAUGUGCUGCCCAGUAGGCAUCCUAAAUCCUUGCCUCGGGUUGGUUUGAGGAAUAGGAUUUUGAAAGUCAAACCAACUAUCUCUUUACUUUCACUAUUUAGAAAAACGUUCUUUUUACGAAAAUAGUUAUUUUCGUUUCUUGAUAGUCACUGGGUAUAAAAGGCUUGCUACUGUAAUCUUGGAAUGUUAUUAAUGGCCAGUGUUAGCUGCUGCUGAGUUGUUUACUCACUUAACUCUAGAAAAGGUAAAUACUCUCCUGAUUUUGUGGUUGGUUUUUGAAGUAGCUUCCUUUAGUAAGAAUUUGAACCUGGUUUCUCAGACUAAGAAUAGUGGGAUAAGGCUAAAUACUUAUCCAAUUACAUAGAUUAAAAACUGAUACAACUUUGAAAGAAACAGUAUUUUUUAAUCUGCCCCAUUAUAGCUUCAAGUUCAGUGCAGAUGGUAGGUUGAUGGCUUUAAUCAUUUCUGUAAUCAGUAUAAGAAAUACUGAAAAAAAUCCAGGAGGGCUUUGCUGCUCAGCAGGUGAACACCUGGUGAUGAACUAGCUCAUGGUCAGGCCCACCGCUGUCCCAGUGACUUAUCCUGCAGAGAGCUCUGUCAGGUGACUUCCCUGUGCUGGGUCAAAGGGAAGAGGCAAUAGCUGCCUAUACAGUUGACCCUUGAACAACAUGGGUUUGAAUUGCACAGGUCCACUUACAUGUGGACUUUUAAAUCAAUCAAUACAGUCACUCCAAACCUCUGGGUUUUGCAUCUGCAGAUUCAACCAGUUACUAUUAAAAACAGUAUUUUCAAUCUGCAGUUGGGAACCCAAAGAUGUGGAGGACCAACUAUACAGAAUUAUUUUAUGUCAUUUUGUAUAAGGGACUUGAGCGUCCAGGGUUUUUGGUAUCUGUGGGGUGGGGGAGGUGAGGUAUUGGGUCUGGACCAAUCCCCUAUGGAUACAGAGGACUGACUAUAGUUGAGUUUGGGAGAGUCAAGUUAUAGGUGGAUUUUCAGUUGCACAGGUCUCAGUGCCCCUAAUUCCUGUGUUGUUCAAAGAUCAACUGUAAUGCACAUGCAGGCCUUGCACGUGAGAUAGUGCAGAUAGAGGAACUUGACAAAAAAUGAAUGUGUGCAGCAGUGUGUGAGGGAAUUCAGUCGAUGAAGGCAGAAGUUAAUAUUCUACUUGUGAAUCUGAGCACAAAACUUCAUCACCAUUUAUUUAACUGAAACCCAGAUACAGAGCUCCCUUAUCAAGACUUUGUUGUGAAGUUGCAGUCUGCCCUCCCCAACCCAGCACACACACACACACGCGCACAUGUCAGAGAUUUUGCCUUUAGGUCUCUUCAACACUUUACCUUUGCCUCUGUGCUUUUGUGUCACCUCAACAUCCAUUGUUCUGUUCUUUAAAGUAAAAGCCCUGAGUGUCCUCCGAACCUUCAGCUUCAUUAUGGACCCAGCCCUAGCCUAUGUGUAUAUAGAUUAAACUCUUAUUGUUGGAGUAUUUAGGAAAUUUAAAAUUAGAUGUUCCAAUUAUUUAUUUAAAUACCUUUUGCUGAGAAAGCUUAGUGGAUUUAAUAAGGCAGAGGGAUUCUGGAACCCAACAAAUAGUUCCACAGCUCACACCGCCAGCAGGUGACCGUGCAGGAGUCGGUGGUGGUCGGCCGCCUGUCGGGCGGCUGGACUGCGGAGCGUGGAAGACACCGCUCACGUCCUUCGUGCUGGAAACCUGCAGCGGGGGACCCACGGGUCAGCUGAUUUUUUCUAUAUUAUUUAGUACUAAUGUGUGAUUUUUUGUUUUAAAAAAAUAUAUGUUGGAUUUUCCACAUACUUCAAAUUUUUGUACAGUUUUGAAUUCUGUAUAGUCUUGGAAGGAUACUAUGUAAUGAUGGGCCAGGCCUACAGUGAUUGGAGACUUUUAUGUGUGUAAUAUUUCAUAGAUUGCAUGCUACUAAUAGUCUGUGAGGGUAGUAUUUCUUGUUUUAGUGUAAGUUUCCCCAUUUAUCUUUUUAUAAACCAGAUGAAACGGUGGGCAGUAGGAAUUCCAAAUGAAUGUGGAAAUCUUACAUGCUACAUAGUAUUGUGGCAAAGGCCAUCUAAGUUUAAAAUGUGCUGACCGCCAAGCAACCAUACUAUCAGGAUAGAGAGAAUCUAAUGGGAGAGGGAUUUAUUUUUCCUUCUGAAAUGUCUUUUUGACUUGCUGUUCACUCCCUAUUUCCUUUAAAAAAAAUAAAAUGUAAAAAGGAGUGACCCAACAGUUGUUCCUUUUUUUCUAUUACUGUUUGAAAGGCCAUGGUGGUAUGAAUGAAAAUAUAUUUGUUGCCAUUGACCUUAUGGCCAAGGCAGUAAACCAGAAAGUGUCAACUUGUCAAAACCGAGACCGGAGAGAUCCAGCCUGCUGUUAGAAGUACGAAGCUUUUGUGGCUCAGUAUUUUCCACCUGUUGGCUGUUGGCUUCUAUCUCCCUCAGGGGCACGUGAGGGUUGGCAGCAGUCUGGUACUUUUGCAGGGUUCCUGGAACUCACCAGGUGAGAUGUUUUCUCUCUCCUUUCCCCCCUCCUGCUUCUGUUUUAUUACCCAACUAGAAUUUUACUCGCCUUCAGUGAUUUCUGUAAAGUAGCUGCUCCUUGGCAGUCUUAGGUUGAUUGAAGAUGAUUUACUUGAGUUGUCUGAGGGGCAUCAAAGUGAUGAUAGUUUGGUUUUAUCCUUUUGUGUUCAUUUUCUUUUAGUAGGUGACCCUUCUGCAUUAGGAACUGUUCUUUUAUUUUUCUUACCAUUUCUGCUCGGUGGAGAGCAAGGCCACCUUUCCUGUUGAAAAGCAUUUGAUGGAGGAAAUGACAGGUUUUUGAAAGAAUGGGGAUCUGAAUUCACAGCUGUUUUGGCUAGGAACUCUCGAGUGAUGUCACGGUGAUGAGUUCCCUCACAGGAUUUACUUAGAAUCAUAGAAUUUUAGCGCUAGAUGAGGUUUUAGUUCAAUCUCACUUUACUGAUGAUGUAGAUGUUUUAUUUCAGGUAACAGCUAAUAAUGGUCAAGUUUAUGACUCAGUGCCACUUGGUACUCUUUCUACAAUUGUCUUAAUUAAAUGUGCCGUAUGUUUCUUUAAAAUUUGUUAAUACUUGAUGUCCUCAGGAAGAUACUUGAAAAGAUAUGCUAUGUUCCAAUAAAUACCACCGGAGUAUUCAAAUUGGUUUAAAGGAGUAUACUAAGUGCAACCUUAAUUAGGGAAAUCUUCAUUUUAACCCUUCCAAAACUACACACAAUACGAAUGUUCUUUUCCAUUAGGUGUAUGUAACAGAAACAUUUCAGCACUGGCAGGAGCACAGCAAACAGCCUUAUUUGUGAGCCUUAUAAAGCAUUUCUUUUGUUACACUGGGGCAUCACACUCAUUACAUAAGUUUCCUUUAUGCUGCUCUUCGUUCCUAUUGCUCAUUGACAGUCGCAUAGUUCUUUGAAAAAAACUGACAAAUGAAACGACAGGGCCUAGCUUGUGUAUGAUAAUCCUUGCUAAGUAUCCUGAGGUUUUUGUUUUGUUUUGUUUUACAAAAACAAAACAACCCCACCAAAGCCAAAAACCUUCUUUUCACAUUAAAAUAAAAACACCUUUGCAACUUCAGAAUUCUAUGAUAAAGCAGUUUUUAUCAUAUUUUGUGUCCAUGCAUCUUUCUCCUUCACAACAGGGUGGUUUACAAAGAGAACAUAAACAAUUUGUGAUCUGGCCAGGUGUACUUUUUAGCUCCCAGGAGUGAGGAUUGGUGGUCCAACCAAAAAACAUGCAAGAAAACCUGAGGGAGCAGUCUGUUGCCAGGAAUGUGUCUUGUGUGUGCCAUUAAACCACCUCCAUGCGUGGGGGAGCAUUCACUUUUUAAUUUUGAAAUUGUAUGUGGAAUUGUUGCUAUGUACUAAGACCUUGACCUAAAUAAAGUCCCAUGAAGUGUAA
Molecule: messenger RNA, 6560 nt
Organism: Artibeus jamaicensis (Jamaican fruit-eating bat)
Lineage: Eukaryota; Metazoa; Chordata; Mammalia; Chiroptera; Phyllostomidae
Gene: ABI2
Product: abl interactor 2
Exons: 12
Coding region: 192-1820 (542 amino acids)
Cellular component (GO): lamellipodium
Molecular function (GO): SH3 domain binding
Source: RefSeq, a predicted model, not a curated record